Molecule: messenger RNA, 1174 nt
Organism: Propithecus coquereli (Coquerel's sifaka)
Lineage: Eukaryota; Metazoa; Chordata; Mammalia; Primates; Indriidae
Gene: YRDC
Product: yrdC N(6)-threonylcarbamoyltransferase domain containing
Biological process (GO): regulation of translational fidelity
Cellular component (GO): cytoplasm
Molecular function (GO): nucleotidyltransferase activity; tRNA binding; double-stranded RNA binding
Source: RefSeq, a predicted model, not a curated record
AGCGGGCCUGGGCGGAUGUCUCCAGCGCUGUGGGGCAGGGGUAUGAGGGCCGCGGUGGUUGCCAGCGUGGGAUUGAGCGAGGGGCCCGUGGAUUCCCGGAGCGGCCGCCUCCUCCGCCCGCCAAGCCCCGCUCCGGCGGCGCCGGGGGCCCGGCUGUUGCGGCUCCCAGGCAGCGGGGCCGGACAGGCCGCAAGCCCCGAGCGCGCCGGCUGGACCGAGGCGCUGCGGGCCGCCGUGGCCGAGCUGCGCGCCGGCGCCGUGUUGGCCGUCCCCACCGAUACGCUGUACGGCCUGGCCUGCUCGGCGAGUUGCUCGACGGCGCUGCGCGAUGUGUACCGCCUCAAGGGCCGCAGCGAGGCCAAGCCGCUGGCCGUAUGCCUGGGCCGCGUGGUCGACGUCUACAGGUACUGCCGUGUGAGAGUACCCGAGGAGCUCCUGAAAGACCUGUUGCCAGGACCAGUGACCCUGGUGAUGGAACGCUCAGAGGCUCUUAACAAGGAUCUGAAUCCCUUUACCCCUCUUGUAGGCAUCCGGAUUCCUGACCAUGCCUUUAUGCAAGACUUGGCCCAGAUGUUUGGGGGACCUCUUGCUCUCACUAGUGCCAACCUCAGCUCCCAGGCCAGUUCUCUGAAUGUCGAGGAGUUCCAAGACCUGUGGCCUCAUUUGUCCUUGGUCAUUGAUGGGGGACCAAUUGGGGAUGGCCAGAGCCCUGAGUGUCGUCUUGGCUCAACUGUGGUUGAUUUAUCUGUACCUGGAAAGUUUGGCAUCAUUCGUCCAGGCUGUGCCCUGGAAAGUACUACGGCCAUCCUCCAACAGAAAUAUGGGCUGCUUCCCUCACAUGGAUCCUGCUUGUGAAACUCGGGAGGAGGGAAGGCCCAAGGACCGGCGCUGGAUACUAUGUGUCUGUCCACUGGUGGUUGGCGAGGCCUCAUUUGCAGAGGCCGCUGGAGCUACAUCACUAGCCUGACCGGUUAGGCCAUGCAUCUUUCCGAACACUGUAGACCAAGCCCCAGAAGCUGCUGGGGGAAAGGUUGUAUUUAUUAUUUAUAAUUGAAUAUGUCAGCCAAAAGCUGAAUGGAGAGGUUAAGAACAUUCCUAGGUGGCCUUGUUCUGAUAAGUUCCUUCUCUCCUCUUUUUUAAUUGAAAAGUAUUUUAAGUAACAGACUUGGAAUCU